UCUCUCUCUCUCGUCGUCGUCAUCGGUGCCUUCCUCGCGGCGACGGUGGCGGCGGCGUCAUCCCCUCCGCGCAAGCUCCGCUUCCCGGGCUAUUGAUCCGCGCGCGUUUCGGCCGACGUAGACGAUCGGCGUAGAGUGCCGCGGACGACGGGCCGCACGCCGCCCGUAAAUAUUCCUUCAGUGCAUCGUGACCGACAGACUUACGCGGGUAAAAGCGUCCUUUUAGCGAUCAGACAUCAGCAGCAUCAGCGACAGCAGCAGCGGCGGCAGCAACAGCAGCAGUAGCAGCGCAGCUGAAGAUGGUCAGUGGAGUGACAGAAGGUGGGCCUCUGAUUCGACCCGUCGAGCCCGUCUCGACGGCGACGCUGGUGACGCUAUGCAUCGGCGCCGCUUUUCUACUUUGCGCCGUCGCGAUGACCUGGUGGCUCUGCCGACGACGUCGCGAGCACACCAAGCUAAACUCCGACAAGUCCCUGGCGUUCAGACCGCCUCAUCGGAAGCCGACGGCGGUCAAGAGCCCUGGUAGCACGAGCCACUACCUGAAGAAGAGUCCAUCGCCAACGGGACCGGCCAAGAGCCCUCCCGGCUCCGGCGGACAGACGCCGAGCCCGACGGGGUCGCAGUCCUCGAACCCGGCUUCGCAACCCCGAACGCCGCAAGGCGCAGGUACACCAGUGCAAACGCCACCUGUCGAAGUUGCUGUGAGCAUAGAAAACGAACGCGAUAAGGCCGAGCUGGAGAACAACGAGAAGGUAGAACGCGAGAGGAGCCAGACAGCCGAGAACGACAAGGACAAUUUGGGCCAGCUGGUCUUCAAACUGCGAUACCGCAGCGAGCAGAACGCGCUCGCCGUCACAGUGGUGAAAUGCAAAGGACUGCCUGCCAGGGGUCAGCAGAAUGCCACUAGUGAUCCUUAUGUGAAGCUACAGUUGUUGCCCGACAAGCAACAUCACGUAAAGACCAGAGUGCUUAGAAACACGAGGGAUCCGCUGUACGAUGAAGAUUUCACGUUCUUCGGCAUAUCGCAGAGUCAGCUUCAGAAAAUCAGCUUGCACUUCAUCGUGCUGAGUUUCGAUAGAUACUCGCGCGACGAUAUCAUCGGAGAACUGACAUGCGCUCUAUCAUCAGUGCCUGGCUUGGAAGACGCGGAUAAUCAAGAGAUAUCUCUCUGUCGAAAAAUAUGUCCCAGGAGUCUGAAGAUACAAUCGCAAGGCAGAGGAGAGUUGUUGGUAUCUCUGUGCUGGCAACCUGUCACCAGCCGACUGACGGUGGUGGUGUUGAAAGCGCGUAAUCUACCCAAGAUGGAUGUGACCGGGCUAGCCGAUCCGUACGUGAAGAUCUACCUUCUGUACAAUCAGCAACGCAUCGCUAAGAAGAAGACGCACGUGAAGAAACGCACGCUCAGUCCAGUGUUCAACGAGUCCUUCGUCUUCGAUAUACCGAAUGGCGCGGACGGGCUCAACAAUGUCAGCCUGGAAUUUAUGCUUCUGGAUUGGGAUAGAGUUACGAAGAACGAGGUGAUCGGCCGGCUCGAGUUCGGUGGACCAAAGUGUCAAGGCUCUGCUGUGAACCAUUGGAAGGAAGUGUGCAACUCACCGCGACGACAGAUAGCCGAUUGGCACAAACUGCGGGAGUAACCAGUCUCUCCCCCCUCUCCCCUCUCUCUCUCUCUCUCUCUCUCUCUCUCUCUCUCUCUCUCUCUCUUUAGUCCUACGUAUCAACCCGAGCCCCCGUCUCUAGUUUCCCUAGAUCCCCGUAUCUUUCUCUGCUGUGAAACCACCGAUCCGACCCUUGAAACCCUACGACGAGGUAGGGCGUCUGUUUUGUAAACCUAAUACUCGAUGUAUAUUAGGCUUGAAGCAAACGGCUCGUCCACCCAUGAUCGCUGUCACCGUGCGACAGAAGAUUAAUACCGAUUAAUUUAUCUUAGGAUCAUUGCGUUACUCGAUAAUUUUCAUGCUAGUUCGAAUGAGAUAACUUUUGGUCCCGGAAACGAAGCGUUGACCGUUAAUGAAUCAGCACGGCUGAUCGAGGGGACGUAAUGACGAGCGAUUGCGGGGUGACAGCUUACAGGAUGCUUUACGAUAUAAAUAUAGCCACUAAGAUUCCCGACCAGUUGACGUAACGAGACCACGGGGAAGAAGUUUCGGUGCGCGUGAAGCGAUCGGCUCUCCGACUGUAUCGAUGUGUCACAUAGAUGAAAAUGAGGCAACGCCCUUACACCCUCGAUUGGAAUUCGGCUGAAUGUACAUACGCGCUGAAGAGAAAUGCACAUCGUUGCGUGCUGACGAACGUCUCGCGCAAGAUUCACGAGCCUCGAUGAAUUUUGCGCAUAUGAUGGAUGACCUUGAGCGCAACGUCGGUGCGUAAAUCGAUGCACUAGCGUCCAGCCGAAUUCGCUGUUAAUUUGCUUCAUUUGAUCUAUAUGAUUCACCGCGUUGUCAAGCACGAAGUCGCGCAUUGCGCGCGUUGAAAAGCGUGUAUAUUGUACAGUGGCGUAACUACGGACUUUCGAUUCUCAAAGAAAUGGCUGAAGAAGCUCUUCUCCUAUUCUGCUGCCUUAACACAAUUAAAAAAAAGAGAAAAAAGGAUACUACGAUGAGAGUUUACUCUGUGGAGUUUAACAUGUACGUACAAACGUUUAUUUAACUGAGAGACGAGAAAGGCUUAUAUUUUCUUAAAGUUUAUAAAUUUUAUACUCUGAAAUCUCUUAUUCUUUGAAUUUUCUUCAGGUCCAUAACGUCGGAGAACUCACUCGAAUAUAUAUUGUCUUGCCGCUCUUGAUACAACAGUUACGCCACUGGUUUAGCGACAUACACAAUGUUGAUGACAUACAAUUACGAUGAGACGACGAGUUUAUUUCGUUAAUGCGAGACGUGAGCGAACGUGAGUGCGACGCGCACCGUCGUCGUUGCGGAGAGACUGACGAAAGUUCAAGACUCGUAUCCUCGUCUACGUCUAUCUAACGCUAAACGCGGCUGUCUGAUUUCAAGUAUCCGUUUACAUCAUGUGUAAUAUACUAACGCAUUAAGACUUAGAGAAUUGCAGAAUCGAAUGAAUCCGAGAUUGCGACGCGUCGGCGAAUACGUCGUAGGAAGGGAGAAGUCUUGAAUCCGCGUCGUUCCGUUGAUAAUUGUCCUACGAUUAUCGCCAUGAAACGAUAAUAAUGAACGAAGAAAGGUGUGCGCUAUUGUUUUUAAGAGUAGCUGGACUACGAGUUAAUCUCGAUCCGCAUCGCGAUUGUACAUAUGUAAUAGACGUGACGCGAAAGGUGGCGAAUUUACUUGAUUCUUACGUAAUCGGCGAGAAAAGAGAUUCGACGUAACGUGAGUGUGACAUGCAUCGUAUGCAUCAGAAGCACGAUGGUUGGGGAACGCGAUACAUACCAUCCCUGCUCGUCACAGUUUGAUAUAUACUUCAAAUAGAUUACAAAUCGCAACGUUAAAAUUGACUUUUACUUUUUACACUACGCUACCGUCGGCACGCUCUGUGUUACAUACCGAUCCUGCUGCUAGUGCUCUUGUGCCGAUGAGAUCGAUUAACGUCCAAGUCGACGGAUCGCGGAUCGGUAAACAGCGCGACAUUCGUUUCGAACGUGAAAGUCAAUAAUCAGCAACGCAUAAUUAACGAAUGCUUAUUUUUUUAUCGCAAUCCACCGCUCUCCACAGUGCGAGACUUGCCCAAUCUACGAGAUCAUCUUAUAAAUAUAUAAAUAUGAGUGAAACGUUCAAUUCUUUAUACAAGGGUGUUUGAAAACUGUAGGUAAAGACUAAAUCAGCUGACGAAACUUGCAAAAACAAAUACGAAAUUUCAAUGAUAACAAAACAAUUGUUUUAACCAAUAUAGAAAGUUAAGAAGAGUUUUAAUCAAUGACAUAAAGUCUUAAUAAACACAGUCUCGUGGAUUAAUCGCGUUUUUUCAGAUGCUCAAUGUACGCGUAUUCGCGAUGUUAUUUACUUUUUGUACAAUUUCGCGAAACAAAUUACACAAAAACUUUCACAGACAUCAGAAUCACGAAGAAUCGUUCCCAUUAUCGUCUCUGUUUUGUACUCCACUUUAUAUUCAUCGAGGAUAAAAAGCCGAUACAUAGUCAUAUUUUAUACAUUGUAUAUAUUAAUUUUUGCUUAACAUAAAAAAAUCGAUAUUUUCCAUCGCGAUAAUCCAAUGUCGCUGAUUGAUCUAUGGGCUGGAAGAGCAUAAGCGUCUUUCUCGAUACACAGAUUAAUCAGCGACAUUGGAUUAUCGCGAUGGAAAAUAUCGAUUUUUUUUUAUGUCAAGCGAAAAUUAAUAUAUACAAUGUAUAAAAUAUGAUUAUGUAUCGGCUUUUUAUCCUUGAUGAAUAUAAAGUGGAGCAUAAAACAGGGACAAUAAUGGGAACGGUUCGUGAUUCCGGUUUGUGAAAGGUUUUUGUGCAAUUUGUUUCGCAAAAUUAUACAGAAAAUAAAUAACAUCAGAAGCGCGCGAGUCUCAGCUUUACAACAGUUUUUGUUGGAGGUUAUUAUGAUGCCUAUAAGUGGAGAUAUCGAUUUUUUUGUUAAAUCGCGCGCUCAGUCUGCUCAAUGCUUUAACGACUCGACGUCGCGCGGAUCCACCACGCGCCUUACGCAACGCGUGAUGUCGUCCGCAUUCCAUCAGGCCCCGUUAUGCAUAGUAAGCGUAACCAUAACAAAACAGAAUACCGAAUGGAACACGGCCUUGCCCCCACUCCGUACCAUGUUAGCCGCUAGGCCAUGCCAGACGGCUUCUCGUGCCCGCACAGUGCAUAGUGCCCCAUCUAGCGAUAGCGAUCGCUACUACUAAACGAACAGAAACUUCAAAGGGCCAUAAAACUUGAUCUGUAAUGUGUUAUUUGCUUCCUGCUUCUUUCUCUUUCCCCUUGGCCACAAUCUUGCUUUAAUUCUUAAGCCGUAAGAAAUUGACCAACCACAGUUGAUUAUUUUUAAAAUAAUCGACUGUGAUUGAUCAAUUUAUUACGGCUUAAAGAUCGAAGCAAGAUUGUGGACAAGGGGUUUAUCUGAAUCAAAUCUUAAGUUUUAAGCCAUAAAAAGACAGAAGACAAGAAACAGAACACAAAGAGCAUAUUGUAGAUCAGGCUUAAUUCAGCAAAAAAUUCACUUAGAGACACGCAACAAUCGCAACACGCAACAGAAAACAAUCAGCUUAGACCGAACAAAACAGCUCUUUUCUUAUAGUCGGAGCUUGAACCAAAUCAUACUGUUCUCCCUUUUAUCAUUAAUUUGGAAAGAAUGAUUUAAAAACAAACAAGAUAUAAUCCAGAAAACUUUCUACAAAAUGCACCCUGAAACUCAGAUUGAUCCAUUUAACCGAGAUACUUUCGUACGAGCAACUGUAUAUUUGUGUUUACGUGGAUUGGGUGAGUUCUCUCGACUGUACGCUCCAUCCGCCAUCGUCCUUCCUUCGAGACGAGAAAGGACGAAGCGCGAGAGGACCGCUAUGCACGCGGGAAGAUGAUACGUAAACACGUAGGACUGCGAUCCUUGCGAGGACGGGAAGCGAAGUGAAAAGUGUGACGUAUGUGAGGAACGUAAUCGGAUUGCGUGAUCGAAAGUAUGACAAAAAAGUCGCAAUAUAUCACACGAAGACUCAAGAGAUACACCGAAUAAGUUUUACGUACGUUUUAAGAUAGCGAACACUACACGUCGCCGUCCUAUACGGCGAUCCACU
Messenger RNA from Odontomachus brunneus, 5685 nucleotides. It is a transcript of the gene Syt4, whose product is annotated as synaptotagmin-4. The record is from RefSeq and is a predicted model, not a curated record. Gene Ontology annotation, molecular function: calcium-dependent phospholipid binding; clathrin binding; phosphatidylserine binding. Gene Ontology annotation, cellular component: axon; membrane; synapse. The transcript is spliced from 6 exons. Bases 300 to 1637 code for a protein of 445 amino acids. Lineage: Eukaryota; Metazoa; Arthropoda; Insecta; Hymenoptera; Formicidae. Gene Ontology annotation, biological process: regulation of dopamine secretion; regulation of calcium ion-dependent exocytosis; vesicle fusion.